GUCAGCUUUCUCACUCUAAACACUGACCAUUGCCAAGAGAGAGAGUUUUAGAUCUGGGAGAGGGGGAGGGGAAAUCUUGCAUAAACCCUAGCUCCAAUCUCAAUCUCGUUGUCUUCUGUGUCUACUCAGGAAACCUUCUGAUUUGGGGCGAAUGGCGGUGACAGAUGCAGAAAACCCUCUGCUCGUUGAAAUCACCUGUGGAACAUUACUACAGAAGUUGCAGGAAAUCUGGGAUGAAGUGGGUGAGAGUGAUGAAGAGCGGGACAAUAUGCUUCUUCAGAUAGAGCAGGAGUGUCUGGAUGUCUACAAGAGAAAGGUUGAGCUGGCUGCAAAAUCCAGAGCAGAGCUUCUUCAGACUUUGUCAGAUGCUAAGGCUGAACUCUCCAGUCUCGCAUCUGCUCUCGGAGAAAAAAGCUUCUUUGGCAUUCCGGAGAAGACUACAGGAACGAUCAAAGAACAACUCUCUGCUAUAGCUCCAGUUCUUGAACAGCUAUGGAAGCAGAAAGACGAAAGAGUGAAGGAGUUUUCUGAUGUACAGUCUCAAAUCCAGAAGAUAUGCGGGGAGAUUGCUGGGAGUCUGAACAAUGAGGCUCCAAUAGUCGAUGAGUCUGACUUGUCUCUGAAGAAACUGGAUGACUACCAGAGCCAACUCCAAGACCUCCAGAAGGAGAAGAGUGACAGGUUGCACAGAGUGCUCGAAUUCGUGAGCACAGUUCAUGAUCUGUGUGCUGUUCUUGAUUUGGACUUUUUAAGCACCGUCACCGAGGUUCAUCCAAGCCUGGAUGAUGCCACUGGCGUUCAGUCCAAGAGUAUAAGCAAUGAUACACUUUCGAGGUUGGCUAACACAGUCUUGACUCUUAAAGAGGACAAGAAGCAAAGACUUAAAAAGCUUCAAGAAUUGGCCACUCAGCUAAUUGAUCUGUGGAAUCUGAUGGAUACCUCUGAAGAGGAAAGGGAACUGUUUGACCAUGUCACCUGUAACAUUUCAGCUUCAGUUGACGAGGUGACUGACCCAGGUGCCCUUGCACUCAAUUUGAUCGAGCAGGCUGAGGUGGAAGUGGAGAGGCUUGAUCAGUUGAAAUCUAGCAGAAUGAAGGAAAUCGCGUUCAAGAAGCAAUCUGAGCUUGAGGAGAUAUAUGCUCGUGCUCAUAUAGAAAUAAACCCAGAGGCAGCUCGGGAGAGGAUCAUGACAUUGAUUGAUUCUGGAAACGUUGAGCCUACUGAACUACUGGCCGAUAUGGAUAGCCAGAUUGCAAAGGCCAAGGAAGAAUCACUUAGCAGAAAGGAGAUAUUGGACCGAGUUGAGAAAUGGAUGUCAGCUUGUGAGGAAGAGAGCUGGCUUGAAGACUACAACAGGGAUGAGAACAGGUACAGUGCAACCAGAGGCGCACAUUUAAACCUUAAGAGGGCCGAGAAAGCUCGGAUUUUGGUCAACAAGAUUCCUGCGAUGGUUGACACGUUGGUUGCUAAAACCCGGGCUUGGGAAGAGGAUCACGGCAUGUCAUUUUCUUACGAUGGAGUUCCUCUGCUCGCCAUGCUAGACGAGUAUGCCAUGCUCAGGCAAGAACGAGAAGAAGAGAAACGGAGGCUAAGGGAACAGAAGAAGCACCAAGAGCUGCAACACACGACUGAUCAAGAUUCAGCGUUCGGGUCCAGGCCGAGCCCAGCGAGACCAGCCAGCUCCAAGAAAACCGUGGUGGGGCCACGUGCUAACGGAGGAUCCAAUGGAACUCCUAACCGGCGUCUAUCUCUUAACGGGGCCCGAGCCAAUGCCAAAGAAGGGAAGAGGGAUAGUCUCAGCAGACCGGCCGCUCCUUCGAACUAUGUAGCCAUUACAAAAGAGGACAGUGCUUCUCAUGUUUCCGGCGCCGACCCUGUUCCUGUUUCACCGUGAUGAUGAUGAUGAGAGAGAGAGAGAUGUAACCAUACAAUGUUGCCGUAGGAAGUUCAUCUCUAUGAAUCGAGAUAGUAGAAAUGAUACUUCAUUACUUGUUUAUGCGUUUGUAUCGGUGUUUGGAAUGUGACUUCUCCUUUUAAUGACUCUGAAACCCUUUUCUACCUCGUA
Tarenaya hassleriana is the source of this 2065-nucleotide messenger RNA. RefSeq names its product 65-kDa microtubule-associated protein 1-like. NCBI's taxonomy places the organism in Eukaryota, Viridiplantae, Streptophyta, Magnoliopsida, Brassicales, Cleomaceae. Gene Ontology annotation, biological process: cytokinesis by cell plate formation; microtubule cytoskeleton organization. Gene Ontology annotation, cellular component: cytoplasm; spindle. The transcript has 10 exons. Bases 152 to 1894 code for a protein of 580 amino acids. Gene Ontology annotation, molecular function: microtubule binding. The record is from RefSeq and is a predicted model, not a curated record.